GGAGGGCCAGGGGGAGGAGGGUACAGGAGUAUGAUCCACCCCCGUUUGUCCCAUGAGUCUCUGUUCAGGAUGUAUGGUGGAGCAGGGAACCCCAACGCCCACCCAGGCUCCCGCGGCCCCCUGGGACACAGGGUCCACCCCGACAACCUGUCCCCCUUCCCCGUGUCCCCCCUGCCCGGCCCUGGGGGUGCAGGGCUCUUAGCCCCACCUCUGUCCCCAGCCCUGUCCUUGACGCCCUCCUCCCACCUGCCCUACACCCCGUCCCCCUCCCUCUCCCCCAUGCUGGGCUCCCACUUCUCCUUCAACCCUGAGGAAAUGAAGCGCUACCUGCAGGCCCACCACCAGAGUGUCUACAACUACCACCUCAGCCCCAGAGCCUUCCUCCACUACCCCAACGUCAUCAUUCCUCAGCCACACCGCCUCGCCCAAGACAAGAGAGAACUGGGCGAGAGGGGGGGAGCAGAGAGAGGAGGCGAGAGAGGAGGAGAGAGGGGGGGAGAACGCUCAGGUCUGAAUAGUCAUCGACACCCAUCACCCCUGUCCCAAUCACACUCUCCUCACCCUCACUCAGCCCACCCUCACCCACACUCAGCCCACCCUCACUCGGCCCAUUCCCACCACCACCCUAUCCACCACCCACUGCACCUGGGUGAGGAGCCGCCUCACCUCUCGCCCUUCAAGUUCAAGCUGCAGCCUCCUCCAUUGGGCCGGAAGCAGAGGGACGGUAGCCAGGGCCACCACCCCAGGCAGAGCUCACUGUCCUCGGGCUCAGGGUCCCUGUCGUCCUCCGGUCUGGGGUCCUCCCUGUCCUUCGGCAGUGACCUGAGCUCAGCCGGCGGGUCAGGACUCAUCUCCAACUCCUCCUCCACCGGCUCCCUCAACAGCACUGGGCUGCCCAAGAUCAAGGUGGAGCCCAUCUCAGACAUUGAGUCAGAAGAGGAGGUGGAGGUGACUGACAUCAGCGAUGAAGACCCCGACGACCGGGGCGACGAGUACGACCUCUUCUCCCCCCGACACCCCCGGCCUCACCCCCACCACCCCAACGGGACCUCCUCCCACCCACACCCCCACGACGAGGACCUGGAUGAGGAUGUCUUCAAGGCCCCCGCGCCCCCUCCUCCAGGCCUGCUGCCCUUCUUCACCUCCCACCACCACCGCGGACCUCCCACCCUGAAGAGUGAGCCGGCCGAGCCAGGCGACACCCCCCCUCCUCCAGGCCUGCUGCCCUUCUUCACCUCCCACCACCACCGCGGUCCUCCUACCCUGAAGAGUGAGCCGGCCGAGCCAGGCGACACCCCCCCUCCUCCAGGCCUGCUGCCCUUCUUCACCUCCCACCACCACCGCGGUCCUCCUACCCUGAAGAGUGAGCCGGCCGAGCCAGGCGACACCCCCCCUCCCCAGUCCCCCGCCCAGGGGCAGACCAAGUGCAUUCCCCUCAAGCUGCGCUUCAAACGGCGCUGGAGCGAAGACCAACGAAUGGAAGCCAUGGAAGAGCAGGACGACAAGAAAGUACGAGGGGAGAAGGAGAGGGAAAGAGAAAUGGAGAGGAAUGGAGGGAUGCAGGAGAACGGGGCUGGCAGCGCCCCCAGUCCCCCAGCCCUGGGGGGGUAUGAGUGUUCCCUCUUGUCGGCUCAGAGGGGGGUGAACCAGGACCUGCACCAGGCCACCGCCCAACUGUCACUGGAGAACAAGGACUGCUGAUGCUGAUCCACACACACACAUAGGGAUACAUACAAACACUAAUGCUAGCAGACAGUGGUGGUUUAGGACAGUGUAAAUGACUCCUGUAGUCCUCCUGCCUCUCUGGCAGACAGUUCUCUCCUAACUCAAACCAAACCUGGGCCUAAUCAAACUCCAAACCCUGAUGCAGUCCACACCCUCCUCCCAAAGCCCUUACCUCCUACUGUAACGAGACCCCUCCCUCAGAGACUGUUGAAGAAAAGAGGGGAGAGGGGACUUUUGGUCCAAGCAAGCCCAGACUCAGUGACUUAAACCAGGGGAAGAACCAGAGGGGACGCUACUCUCUGCUUGUGUCUGGAUGGAACCACCAAGCCAGUUUCCUGUCCAGCCCACCGUCAGCCUCAUAUCCAGCCCAGCACUGCCCCACAUCUCUUGCCCCACAUUUCGUGCCCCAGAUCCCUUGCCUCACCUCCUGCUUUCUGCCCCCCCCCCCCCUCUAGGGUUAGACUCUUUCUCCUCAGGGGCCCCCAACUCAGACAGCCCAGCUCCACAGCCCUGCAGACAUGGAGGAUGAGAUUUCUCCCAUUUUAUUUUUGUAUAGAGAUGAAGACGGGGCUUCUACAAGUGCCUGUACCUGUAUCAGAGUAAGAGAGAGAGAGAGAAGACAGAGAGGAGGAAAGCAUGGGUGUAAGAGUAUGACCCUGAAGAAGGCACAGUGAUGCCGAAAUGUUGGUGAUUUACCCAUUAAAUGACCGGGAGUUUAUACAUAGUGUGCGACUCUCUCUAUUAUUUGUGUAAUAGUAUCCCCCCUGUUCUUACCCACAACAGACACACAGGAAAGUUGGGCUGCCGAUUGGGGGCUGUGGGACCUAGUCGUGGUGAACUGGCAAAGACUCCUCCUCGCAACACUGGCCACUCCACUCAGGGAUGCCACAGACACACACACACCAGCUGCUGGUGAAAAGGGCAGUGAACAGGACUUUGGGACAUGGAAGCUUUGCUCUUGGACUGCUACUGAAGGGUACUGCUUUUCAACACACACUUUAUUUCUCUCUAACACUUCUGUCAUCACUUUUGUACUUUCCUGUCUUUCUGUAAUCUUUUCUCUCUCCACCUUCCUUCCCUUGCUUUUGUGGACCAUGCCUGAACGAUCAUGAUCUAAAUGAGAGAAGGGAGAGGGUGGAGGAUAAACGGAGGGGGGAGGGAGCAGUGGCUCGGUUGUUAGAUGACAGAGAGGAACAGCGAGGGGACCAUUGGGAGGGGGAGAGAGCUCUCCUAUGGAAAAGGAGAGUGAGGGGUCCAGUAUCUUUUAACUGUUAGCUUAGCCUAGCUUAUCCUAGCUUAGCCUUGUCUAUCCCAUGGCUGGGCAGAAGCAAGGGCCACCUUCACAGAAUCCUAGUUCACCAGCUCCACCCAAACCCCUUACUCCUGUUCUAUCAACCAUAGUCUCAUGGUGUUAACUAAACCAGCAGAAACCGCCCACAACACCAUAUAUGCAAGCACACCUGUAGACACACACACAUACAUACAUACAUACAUACAUACAUAUAUAUAUAUAUAUAUAUAUAUAUAUAUAUAUAUAUAUAUAUAUAUAUAUAUAUAUAUAUAUAUACAUACACACACAUAUAUACAGUGCCUGUCUAUGCCUUGUUUUAUAGCAUGUAUAAACUCUUUACAAGAGUCUUAAUAAAAAAAUAUAUAAAACGAAAAGUCCAACUGAGAUAUACACACUCGUAUAAACUAUAUAUUUAUACACUGAACAAAAAUAUAAAUGCAACAUGUAAAGUGUUGGUCCCAUGUCCCAAAUAAAAGAUCCCAGACAUUUUCCAUACACAAAA
Molecule: messenger RNA, 3518 nt
Organism: Salvelinus namaycush (lake trout)
Lineage: Eukaryota; Metazoa; Chordata; Actinopteri; Salmoniformes; Salmonidae
Product: ETS domain-containing transcription factor ERF-like
Exons: 2
Coding region: 31-1701 (556 amino acids)
Source: RefSeq, a predicted model, not a curated record